Lycium ferocissimum is the source of this 2830-nucleotide messenger RNA. Its product is annotated as pentatricopeptide repeat-containing protein At3g29290. The transcript is spliced from 6 exons. The record is from RefSeq and is a predicted model, not a curated record. Lineage: Eukaryota; Viridiplantae; Streptophyta; Magnoliopsida; Solanales; Solanaceae. The coding region runs from base 132 to 1934 and encodes 600 amino acids. Gene Ontology annotation, molecular function: protein binding.
GUCACUUUCUUUUUUUGUGCUGAAGCGGCAAAUUUUUACCUUGUAAAUUUCAGGUGGUGACUCCAAGUUCUAGUAUUGAAUUAGGUGAGAAAUUCUUGUCUUAUGAGGUUGUUGUACCUUGUGGAGCAAUUAUGGUACAUGUAAUAAAGAACUUGCCUACUUUAGCAGUUUCUUUAGAUGGUAAUGAGAAGAAAAAUCGAUUUUUCUGUUCAAGAAGGGAUAAGUUAAAAUGCCCACGUGGGAUAUUCAAUCUUUAUACUGGAAAAGAUAAGGGGUGUCUUAGUUUUAAUAGUUCUAAUUUGGUUACUGCUUUUGAUCAAUGCACUUUGUUUGGAAUAAAGUUGUCAAUAUUUAGCUUCAAGAAAGUGAAUAACCAGUGCAGCAUAGCUCUGAAUGUCGCUUAUGACCUCGAACCUAUGUGUGAUGGAGAGAGUGAGAAUUCUGAUAUUGAGAAAGAAAAUUCAACCAAAGAUGUGUAUAAGCUGGAAUUGUCUGGUAAGGAGUGUUUGAUGAAUUCGUAUACUGAAAAUCUUGAUUCUAACCAACCUUCAAGUUUUCUUGAAGAAACAAAAAAUGCAGUUGAGAAUGGGGUUAUAUAUUUAGAAGAAAUGGAUGAGGAGGUAUUGUCAAAAAGGAUCUUGAAGCUCAGCAGACUAAAUAAACCCAGAAGCGCAUUAGCGAUAUACAAGUCGAUGAUUUUUUCAGGUCUUAAACCUGAUUUACAUGCAUGUAAUUCCCUUCUUUCAAGUCUCUUGAGGAAUGGAAUGCUUGAUAAUGCCUUAAAAGUCUUCAACUCAAUGAAGGCUUGCGAGCUAACAACUGGCCACACUUAUAGCUUAAUUCUGAAGGCAGUUGCUGGUGCUCGGGGUGAUGACACAGCAAUAAACAUGUUUGGUGAAUUGAUAAGAAGUAAGAACCUUAGAGGACAAAUCGAUACCGUUGUAUACAACACAAUGAUAUCCAUUUUUGCAAAAGCAAACAACUGGGAUCAGGCACAGAAGAUUUGGAAAAUUUUGCAGGAUAGUGGUCAAGUUGGAACAACAGUCACUUACCGUCUGUUAAUUUGCACAUUUGUUCGCUGUGGUCAGAAUGAACUAGCUAUUGAUGCAUACAGUGAGAUGGUUCAAAAUGGGCUGAGCCCAGAGAGUGAUACAAUGCAUGCUAUUAUUGGAGCAUACAGUAGGGAGGGUAAGUAUGACUCUGCACUGAAUACCUUGCAAUGUAUGUUGGACAGUGAGCUUAAGCCAAAUGCAAGAGCAUGCAACGCAGUUAUCAACUCACUUGGAAAAGCUGGCAAAGUCAAGCUUGCAUUUGAGGUUUACGAUACGAUGAAAUCAUUAGGUCAUGCACCUGAUGUAUACACAUGGAACUCAUUGCUUAAUGCCUUAAACAGGGCAAACCGAUAUUGUGAUGCACUUCAGUUUUUCGAUCGAAUAAGAAAUAUGCAAAGUGUCGUUUUGAAUGUGCAUAUAUUCGAUACUGUUUUGACAUCAUGCCAUAAACUUGGGUUGUGGGAUAAAGCUAUACAAGUACUGUGGCAGAUGGAGGCUUCCGAACUCCCAGUUUCAACUGCAUCCUAUAAUCAAGUUAUUGGAGCUUGCGAGGUUGCAAGAAGACCCAAAGUUGCAUUACAAGUGUAUUACCGCAUGGUUCGCCAAAAACAUUCUCCUGAUAUAUUUACUCUAUUGUCAUUGAUGAGAAUUUUCAUCUGGGGUUCUCUCUGGAAUGAAGCGGUGGAAAUACUAAAAUUUUCUGAACCAAAUGGAUCGCUUUACAAUGCUGCUAUUCAAGGGAUGUGUUUAACAGGAAAGCUUGAUUUGGCUAAGAAGCUGUACACGGAAAUGCGUGAGAGAGGCCUUCAACCUGAUGGCAAGACACGGGCUAUGAUGCUGCAAAACUUACCCAAAAAUUCCAGGAGAAAAAGAAAACGUUAACCUGAAGGCAGAUAGAGUCAAUGGGUGCAGCACGUGCUUGUCGCUUAGUUGAUGGCAAAAUAUAAGUAUGUCUUGAUUGUCAUGUAGAAGAGUGAGAAGACCCACCAAGGUGCAGAUACUCUAAUGAACAGGCAGAGAGCAAUCCCAAUAGACAAAUUCUAUUUCGGGCAUGUCAGUGCACGUGGAGAUAGCACCUUGUGCCUCCUCAUAUCAUGGUCAGUGUUAAUAAGAUUUAAGUGAACUCUCUUUCCUCGACAUCCAGCUUGUAUCUUUAGGCAUAAUUAAUUCAUCCCGAAUCGCACCUGAACCCUUUCUUUAAUUGUCUGCAUGAAAAGCUGGCUUGGUAAUAUCCUCUCUUUCUUGCUAUUCGAGUAUUAUGUUCCAUUCUUAUCAUCCAGUUGAUAUUUGAAUUACCCCUAAGCUCAUAUCUCCGAUUGUGGCUGUAGCAUCGUCUAUAUCAGUUGGUUGUUCAGAUUCUUCAGUAGAUUUAUACUAACUUGUCCUUAUUACAGCUUUCAUUUCCCAGAUUGCCAAUAGGGCACUGUGGAUUUGGGGAUUUCCGGCUAGUCUUGCUGAUUAUAAUGAUGAAACUACGGUAGUCACAAGGUGGAUAAUGAUCAACCCAAAGUGGACAGGAUCCUGCCGGGUUUGCAGAGUUGCUUGGCAAAGCAUUCAGACUCAGAAGUCUACAACCACAUAUAGUAUGAGAAUUGGUCUUUGCAGUCUGUUCAAGCCCACUGAGAAACAUGAAAGUGUCUGAAAAUUCGAGGAAACACAUGUAUUCAAGCAUGUUAUACAUCUAUAGAAAACAUUUCUACAUAAAAACUCUGCGCUCUGAUGUAAUAACAAAUCAUUGUAUGGAUGAUAGUCCGUAAUUUGAUUCAGCAUUUCCAAAU